AUGAGCCUCCUGGAAGCCCGCCUCCCGGCCGUCGCCAAGAACUGCACCCGCCGGCAGCUCGACCAGAUCCAUGGCCUCCUCCUCACCUCCUCCCUCCACCGUCUCCCGGGCCUGCCCGCCCUCCUCGUCCGCCGCGCCACCGACGUCGGCGACAUGGCCCACGCCGACCUGCUCUUCUCCUCGUUCCUCCGGUCGGGGGCGCCGCACGACGCCGCUCUUUACAACGCCAUGAUCCGCGGGUGCUCGUACCACGGCCCCCACGAGCGCGCGCUGGAGCUGUUCGACGAGAUGCCGCGCCGGGGCCUGGUGGCCGACGGAUUCACCUACCCGUACGUCCUGGACGCGUGCGCGCGGCUCCGGGCGCGGCCGCGCGGCGAGGGCGUCCACGGCCGGGUCCUGAAGGAGGGGCUCGACCACGUGCCGGCCGUCGGGAGCUCGCUGCUCGCGUUCUACGUCUCCGGCGGCGGCGGCUCGCUGGGCGACGCGCGGAGGCUGUUCGACGGAUUGCGCGUCAGGUCCGUGGGCCUGUCGAACCACAUGAUGGCGGAGUACGCCAAGGCCGGGGACGCCGGCUCCGCGCGGGAGCUCUUCGACGCGAUGCCGGCCAGGGACGCCGUGUCGUGGAACUCGAUGCUCGCCGUGCACGUCAGGUCGGGCGACGUCGCGGCGGCGAAGGAGCUCUUCGCGGAGAUGCCGGAGAGGGACGUCGUGUCGUGGACGACGAUGCUGAGGGCGCUGUCCGUGGCGGGCGACUUCGCCGGCAUGAGGAGCCUGUUCGGCCAGAUGCCGGAGAGGAACCUGGUGUCCUGGAACUGCGUGCUCUCGAGCUACACCCGGCACGGCAGGUUCUCGCAGGCCCUCCGCCUCUUCCCAUGGAUGCUGCUCGAAGGCCACACGCCCAACAGCUUCACCGUCGUGUCGCUCCUCUCGGCCUGCGAGCACCUCCGGAAGCUCCGGAUGGGCCGGUGGGUGCACGCCAACCUGGUGACGCCGGCGCUGCAGGCCCACGCCGCCGUCGGGACGGCGCUGGUGGAGAUGUACGCCAUGUGCGGCGACGUAGCCCGUGCGCUCGUCAUCUUCACCAAGAUGCGCAGCAAGGACGUGUUCGCCUGGAACGUGAUGAUCAGGGGCCUGGCGGUGCACGGGCGGGCCGGCGACGCGCUCAGGCUGUUCGACCUCAUGAAGCGGCAGGGCUUCCGGCCCGACCGCUUCACCUUCAUGGGCGUGCUGCUGGCGUGCAGCCACGGGGGGCUCGUCGACGAAGGGCGCCGGGCGUUCGACGCGAUGCAGAGGGAGCACGGCGUCCGCCCCUCGCCGGAGCACUACGGCUGCCUGGUCGACCUGCUCUGCCGCGGCGGCGAUGUCGACGGGGCGGUGGGAGUGGUGCGCGCGAUGCCUUGCCGGCCGGACCAGGGGGUCUGGAGGGCGCUGCUCGGCGGGUGCGGCGUUCGGGCCGGCCUCGGGUCGGCCGAGGUCGCGGCGACGGCGACGGUUGGCUGGUCGGAGGAUGGCGAGCGUGCGCCGUUGAGCGAUCUCUUCAAGAUAAGCAAGUAG
Messenger RNA from Aegilops tauschii subsp. strangulata, 1554 nucleotides. RefSeq names its product pentatricopeptide repeat-containing protein At3g29230. Gene Ontology annotation, molecular function: protein binding; RNA binding. The record is from RefSeq and is a predicted model, not a curated record. Lineage: Eukaryota; Viridiplantae; Streptophyta; Magnoliopsida; Poales; Poaceae. Gene Ontology annotation, biological process: RNA modification.